Lathyrus oleraceus (garden pea) is the source of this 1261-nucleotide messenger RNA. RefSeq lists its product as uncharacterized. Gene Ontology annotation, molecular function: catalytic activity. The record is from RefSeq and is a predicted model, not a curated record. The transcript has 4 exons. NCBI's taxonomy places the organism in Eukaryota, Viridiplantae, Streptophyta, Magnoliopsida, Fabales, Fabaceae. Bases 172 to 1119 code for a protein of 315 amino acids.
UUCGGUAUGGUAGAUAGUUGAAUAGAUUUCGUAUCUAUGCCAACGGACAACAACCCGUCACCAAACCCCACUAACCAAGAUUUCUUAUUCAUAGUAUAAAUAAAACUCUUUCUAUACUCGUCAACUUCAUUGAUAAACAUUAAGCAUCCAUACGUAGAACGUGAAGUGAACAUGGUGAAUCUUGUGGAAGCACAAAAACCAUUGAUGCAUGCUCUAAUGAAAAUGGCAGGGAUAAGACCCUACACAGUAGAGAUAGAAUCAGGAACCGAAAUGAGUUUCUGGGUACCUUCAGAAACCAUAACAAAACCCAAGAAAAAAGAAGAAAAACCCAAACUCAUCGCGAAACCCACCAAGCCCGUGGUCGUUCUAGUCCACGGUUUCGCCGCAGAGGGAAUAGUCACAUGGCAGUUUCAAGUUGGCGCGUUGACAAAAAAGUACGCUGUUUAUGUUCCGGAUCUUCUGUUCUUCGGAGGUUCUGUCACAGACAAAACAGACAGAUCGCCGAGGUUUCAAGCGGAGUGUUUGGCAGCGGCGUUGAGGAAACUCGGUGUGGAGAAAUGUAUCGUUGUCGGUUUUAGCUACGGCGGAAUGGUGGCGUUUAAGAUGGCUGAGAUGUUUCCUGAAUUGGUGGAAGCUAUGGUUAUAUCAGGAUCCAUUUUGGCUAUGACUGAUAGCAUUAGUGUUAGUAGUUUGCAAGAACUUGGAUUUUCUUCUUCUUCUGAACUUUUGUUGCCAAACUCUGUCAAAGGUCUUAAAACGCUUUUGUCGAUUGCUGCUUAUAAAAAGCUUUGGUUUCCAAAUCGUUUGCACAAAGAUUUUCUUCAGGUGAUGUUCACUAAUAGAAAAGAGCGAGGUGAACUAUUAGAAGGGUUAGUAAUUAGCAAUAAAGAAGUUGACAUUCCAAAUUUCUCACAGAGGAUACAUCUUCUAUGGGGUGAAAAUGAUCAAAUUUUCAAAUUGGAACUUGCUCAAAAUAUGAAAGAGCAACUUGGAGAUGACACAACUUUUGAAGGCAUAAAGAAAGCUGGUCAUCUUGUUCAUUUGGAGAGACCAUGCGUCUACAAUAGAUGCCUCAAGCAUUUUAUUGCUUCCUUCUUGGCGUCAAAUAAAACCAAAUAAUUUGUUACGUCUUCAACUCUAUAACUAUUUGGUCUUAAUUAUCUUAAUUAAUUAAUUAAGUUGGAGUUGAUUAAUUGUCUCUCAUAUAUAUUCACUGUAUUCUACAAAUUUCAUAUAUAAUAAGACGGGUUUAAUUACGUAA